Messenger RNA from Caenorhabditis briggsae, 504 nucleotides. The record is from RefSeq and is a predicted model, not a curated record. The transcript is spliced from 2 exons. The coding region runs from base 1 to 504 and encodes 167 amino acids. Lineage: Eukaryota; Metazoa; Nematoda; Chromadorea; Rhabditida; Rhabditidae.
AUGUGUAUGAAUUACAAAGAAGAUUCUGACAUGGAUGAGUGCGAUAAUCCAAACUGUUCAUUGAGAAAUACAGAGGAUUGGAAGUUUUCUAUCAAAGAACAUACCAGUGGCCACGCGGGCCGUAUCGUGAUAGAAGGAAUCGGAUCAGUUGAAGGGUUUUUGGAUUGUAAACUGAGAAGAAUGAGAUUGAUGAAUAUUUAUCAUAUGGUUUCCAUCCGUGCCGGCCGCUUCACCGCAGAAUAUUUAACGAAAUGGAGCAAUGACGAAGUAACUGAAAACUGUCAGAGGGUGAAUGAUUUAAUUGAAGUAUUGAAAUCUCAGUGGAAUGAAUUUCGGUGUACUCUUCUGUUGGAACAAGAGAAACUUGUGCUGGAUAGAGUGUACGAUAAUAUUGCUAGAUAUCAUUUAACGUCAUUUGCAGAAGGAUGCCCAUUGACAUUCGAUCAUGGAAUAAACAUUGAAAACUUGCUAAUUUCUACUCAAAUUGAUAGAGUUGUUAUUUGA